Epinephelus lanceolatus (giant grouper) is the source of this 840-nucleotide messenger RNA. Its product is annotated as olfactory receptor 10A6-like. Gene Ontology annotation, molecular function: G protein-coupled receptor activity; odorant binding; olfactory receptor activity. Gene Ontology annotation, cellular component: membrane. The record is from RefSeq and is a predicted model, not a curated record. Gene Ontology annotation, biological process: detection of chemical stimulus involved in sensory perception of smell; G protein-coupled receptor signaling pathway. Lineage: Eukaryota; Metazoa; Chordata; Actinopteri; Perciformes; Serranidae.
AACCUCCUGCUGAUUGUGGUUAUCUGUGUGAACAGAAGCUUACAUGAACCUAUGUACAUGUUUCUGUGCAGCCUGUUUGUAAAUGAACUGUAUGGUAGUACAGGGUUGUUUCCAUUGCUGCUGCUUCAGAUCCUCUCUGACAUUCACACUGUCUCUGCUUCAGCUUGUUUCCUGCAGAUUUAUUGGGUUCAUUUCUACGGCAGUGUCGAGUUUUUUACCUUGGGAGUCAUGUCUUAUGACAGGUACCUGGCUAUCUGUCAUCCUCUGCAAUAUCAGACACGUAUGACGACUGCCAGAGUCGCAGUCCUCACUGCGUUCAUGUGGUUGUACAGUGUCCUCACAACUGUUGUCAUGAUGUCUCUGAGCGUCCCUCUGCAGCUGUGUGGGAACACUAUUCAGAAAGUUUACUGUGACAACUACUCCAUCGUUAAGCUGGCGUGCUUCGACACCACGGUCAAUAACAUCUAUGGGAUGGUUUACAUGUUCACUGUGAUAGUAACUCUUAUCAUUCUGAUCCUCUACACGUACAUCAGGAUCCUUUACGUCUGUUUCUCUGGCUGUAAACAGACGAGACAGAAAGCCGUCAGCACCUGCAUGCCUCACCUCGCCUCUCUGCUCAACUUCUCCUUCGGGGCUUUCUUUGAAAUAAUGCAGGGCAGGUUUGAUAUGAGCAGUGUGCCCAUCAUGCUGCGCAUCUUUUUGUCUUUAUACUGGCUCACGUGUCAGCCGCUCUUUAACCCUGUACUGUACGGACUGAACAUGUCCAAGAUACGUGUCAUAUGUAAAAGUCUGGCUUUUGGUAAAAGAAUAUAAAACUACUGCAAGAAACAGGAACAAACA